Molecule: messenger RNA, 435 nt
Organism: Olea europaea var. sylvestris
Lineage: Eukaryota; Viridiplantae; Streptophyta; Magnoliopsida; Lamiales; Oleaceae
Exons: 2
Coding region: 8-364 (118 amino acids)
Source: RefSeq, a predicted model, not a curated record
UCAAAAAAUGAAGACACAUACACUCACCAUCUUCCCCACCCCCAUCCCCCCUUUCCAAUGGAAACCAACAAAACACACUGCCACCACCCACCACCAACCCAAACCACCAAACCAGCAACAUCAACCAAUUUUUGAAGAGGAGCAAAGAUCGAGCUCCAGCACAAUUGUGGAGCUAAUUUUGGUGGCUCCCUCUACUGAUGGCUUGGAUGGGACAAUUAGGCCACCCAUAAAGAGAAACCUGGAGGAAAUGGCAAAAAGGCCAAGUUGGUUGUCUAAUGGCUGGAUGAUAGAUUUAAGGGUCCGUUCCUCUAGAGCCACCGCUGGAACCAUCGAUUGGAUUGUCAAAGAAGUGGUUGAAGAUUGACUAUUUUGGAAUACUUCGAUGUUUGAAUUUUCAACUACGGCAACCCCCAAGAAAGGAGUCUACAUAGAGAU